AGAAAAGAAUUGAAAGAGACCAAACAAGGUACGAGGAGCAACGCUCCGACAGACAGAGGGAGAACUCAGACAUUUCGAUCGGAGCCCGAGAAAUGUGUUUAAUGAAGCUCCAAGACUCUGAAGUCUGAUCCCAUUCGUAACACGAAAAUUCACGAUAAAUGCCACUCUUCUCUCACACUCACCGCACUUCCUCUUCUCUCCCAACCUCCGGCUCCUACUCUUCCAAACUUCUCAAGCCCCUAAAACCCAGUUCUGCCCCUCCCACCUCUCGCUUCCCACUCCCCAUUCUCGUCUUUUCACUCCUCUGCUUCCUCUUUGGCCUCUCCGCCACCAUCUUCGCCGUCUACUCUCUCCGCCGUCCCAUACCCCUGCUUAGCUUCCGAUGCGGCCGAUCCGAAGACACCUUUCGGGCAUUCUACUCCAGCUCUCGGAAGCUCGGAGAUCAUGGUGCCUUGGUGGAGCGGCCUAAGCAUCUUGGGUUCGUUGGAAUUCAGACCGUUUUCGGCUCCGUUGAUCGCCGGGCUGCUCUUCGGAGCACUUGGUUUCCCUCUGAUCCAGAUGGGCUUUUGAGGUUGGAACAAGCCACUGGUUUAGCUUUUAGGUUUGUAAUUGGCCGAUCCAAAAAUUCAAAAAAGAUGGUAGAGCUUCAUGAAGAGGUGGAGAAGUACAAGGAUUUCAUGUUUAUUGAUCUUGAGGAAGAAUAUUUAAAGCUUCCAUACAAAUCGUUGGCAUUUUUCAAAGCAGCCUUUGAACUUUUUGACGCUGAUUAUUACGUCAAAGCUGAUGAUGACAUUUAUUUACGUCCUGAUCGACUAGCAACUCUUCUAGCAAAGGAGCGAACCCAUUCACUGACUUACAUUGGAUGUAUGAAGAAAGGACCAGUGAUCACUGACCCUAAAAUGAGAUGGUAUGAGAAAUCGGGACAUCUGAUUGGAUCUGAAUACUUUUUGCAUGCUUAUGGUCCUAUAUAUGUCCUUUCUGCGGAGGUGGUAGCUUCACUAGCAACUGCCAGAAAUAAUAGUUUGAGGAUGUUUAGCAAUGAAGAUGUCACAAUUGGGUCAUGGAUGCUUGCUAUGAACGUGCAUCAUGAAGAUAACCGGGCAAUAUGUGACCCUCGAUGCACACCUACAUCUAUUGCUGUGUGGGACAUCCCAAAAUGUUCAGGUUUAUGCAACCCAGCUAGACGGCUGAAGGAGCUUCACAAGAUGAGUAUGUGCUCCAAAAGUCCAACCUUGCCUCCUGAUGACAGGUAGUACCCCCCGGUCUUGCCCUGAAUUACACUCAAACAUACAUGCUGAAAACAGAGGAAGAUCAGCUCGUAUAACUGGGAUUUCUUCUUUCCUGGGAGGAUUAAAAAGGCAUGAACGCUACUAUAUGGUGAAUAUAAAGCGAUAGUUAGUUUAAACUAGUGUGAAAGCUUUUAUGGUAUAAGCGAUUAUCGAAACUGUCGUUACCUGUCGGCUGGUUUCAUCGGGGAAUAAGAAGUUAAAACCUUUGCUAAAUACUGUAAUUUCUGUGGAGCAAUCGUGAUCUGGGAAAGAUUGGCUUUU
Messenger RNA from Juglans regia (Persian walnut), 1550 nucleotides. RefSeq names its product probable beta-1,3-galactosyltransferase 12. Lineage: Eukaryota; Viridiplantae; Streptophyta; Magnoliopsida; Fagales; Juglandaceae. Gene Ontology annotation, cellular component: Golgi membrane. Gene Ontology annotation, molecular function: hexosyltransferase activity. The record is from RefSeq and is a predicted model, not a curated record. The coding region runs from base 159 to 1253 and encodes 364 amino acids. The transcript is spliced from 7 exons.